Molecule: messenger RNA, 694 nt
Organism: Amaranthus tricolor (Joseph's coat)
Lineage: Eukaryota; Viridiplantae; Streptophyta; Magnoliopsida; Caryophyllales; Amaranthaceae
Product: peamaclein-like
Exons: 2
Coding region: 154-465 (103 amino acids)
Source: RefSeq, a predicted model, not a curated record
GGCUAUGUGUAUAUCUUUUCACCGUUUACUGAAUAUUUAGCAUGGAUCCGGCUUGGCUAUAUAUAAUAUAUUCAUUAAUCCAACCCCAUUACAUUUUACAAACAAGACCUUAGGCCUGAAAUCCUUUGAACUCUAAAGUUUCCCAAAGAAAUCAUGAAGCUUUUUAUUGCAACUUUGUCUGUAAUUUUCAUUCUUCUUUUUUCAUCUUUUGUUUAUCCAUCCAUGGCUGUUGAUCAUGUUGGUGCAGCAUCCAAAACUAAACCAAAUUAUGAAGGUGCAGGUGACUUUUGUGGCUCCAAAUGUGCGGUUAGAUGCAGCAAAGCAGGACAUGACAACUGUUUAAAAUAUUGCCAUAUUUGCUGCCGGAAAUGCAAUUGUGUUCCAUCAGGAACUUUUGGCAACAAGCAUGAAUGCCCUUGUUACAGAGAUAUGAGGAACUCUAAGGGUAACCCCAAGUGUCCUUAAACAAAAUGCUCCCCUAAGAAUAAUCCCAUGUAGUAUGUAUUAGUCUUUUCCGUAAUCAAUUAUUACUUCUGUAUAAACAUAGACCUGUCUAGUUUUAAGCAUAAUUUUGUAGUUAAUUAUGAAGUGCAUAUCUCCAUCUUCGAAAAUAAGUGUAUCACAGGAGAAUCUAUCAAAAUAGGUAAAUGCAUAAUAAUGUAAAACUGGAUUUUCUAAUAGCAUUAGUAAUAUA